UUGAACUUCUAGUGCCACAACAAAAACCUGCAGCGUUCAGGACGCGUUUUUACUCCAUGUCUGUUUAGUAUUAUUCUAUUUAAUCAGUCAAAGUAAAGUUACCUUCACUGGGAAAUGGCUGGUUUACCUCCCGGAGACCCGCAGCUGGUCUCAAUGAUCGUCAAUCAUUUAAAAACACAGGGACUCUUCGACCAGUUCAGGAGGGACUGUUUGGCAGACGUUGAUACGAAGCCAGCUUACUUGAACCUGAAACAAAGAGUGGACAACUUUGUCUCUAAUCACCUCUCUAAUCACACAUGGAGCCCACAUUUGAACAAAAACCAGCUGAGGAACAACAUCAGACAGCUUGUGCUACAAUCUGGCAUGCUGGAACAGGGAGUGGACAGGAUCGUUGCCCAGGUGGUGGAUCCCAAAGUCAACCAUAUCUUCAGGCCACAAGUGGAGAGGGUGGUCAGAGAAUUUCUGUCACCUGGCAGCUCUUCUGAGGAGCCGCCAGCCCCACCGCCGCCAACAGAGAUCAAACCAGACAGCAGCAUUCCUGAGCAGGCGUCGACAUCUGCUCCAACUACCACUGCAGCCAGUGAUGCCAUGUCCAUCCUGGAUACGAUAACUUCGCUCAAUCAGGAGGCGAGUGUCAGAGCCAGCUCAGGCACAGAGAAAGGUCGUAAAGGUCAAGCUUCAGAUGAGCCCAUGCAGCUUGUGGAGGAGAGUGAUCAGGAAAUGAGUAUUGUGGAGGAAGAAGAUGGAGACCAUGAAGGAAAAGCUGUGGAAGAGGCAGAGGAAAUGAAGGAAGCAUCAGAGAUUUCAAUGUUAGAAGUGAAGACAGAGGACACUCAGGAGCAGAUGGAUUUGGAUAGAGAGGAGGGGUUAUUAGAAGACGUGAAGAUGGAGGAUGAGGAGUCAGAAGCUCAGGAGCAGAAAAAGGAGGACAGAGACUACGUCAUCAGCCGAUUCACUGGAAAACCCUCAGAAGAGAAACAGGACGAUGAGCUCCUGAAUUCUACAAGUCAAGCCAAGCAAAAGGCCAAAGAGAGGAUAAAGGAAGAAUACUCUCUGGAGGACUCUGAUCUGGAGGGUCUGAGUGACAUCACAGUGAGCUCCGUCCACACCAGCGACUUGUCCUCAUUUGAGGAGGAAAGUGAAGAUGACGAGCUGAUGUCUGACUCGUCUGAAGAAGGGGAGCUUCCACCUGAUGGUGAAGAGGCAGAACAGAACGACACCACUGAAGAUGCAGGAGGAGAGGAGCACAAGCCUCGCCGCAAAGCUUAUGUUCACAAGCCCUUCCUCUACUCUCGUUACUAUAGUGACUCGGAUGAUGAAAUCACCGUGGAGGAACGUCGCAGAAAUGCUGCAAAGGACAAAGAAGAAAGGCUGCUCAAGAGACAGCAGAACAGAGAACGAAUGGAGGAAAAGCGUAAACAGAAAGCAGUGCAGGCUGAGGAACAAGAAUACAAAAAACAAAAGGGUGGAAGCUCUGCUGGGCCAGAGCGUCCCCGGGCCAAAGAAGCUCGUAAAGAGAGGAAAGUACUGGAGAAGAAAAUGGCUCUCAACAGGAAGAGGAAACUAGACUCAAGAAAAGAGGGAGAUGUUGCAAGCAAGAAGAAAGGAGACACAGGAGGAGAAGGAUCCAAAAGAAUGGAAGUGAAAUCUGCUACCUCCAAGACCCCACAGCCAAAAUUGAUUAGGAAUCUGUCAGAGUCGGCAUCAUCUGAUGAGAGGCACAGAAGGACAAGUGGCAGCGUCUCGGAAGAUUCCAGUGAAACCAAGAAGCUGUCUGACAAAAGCCGGACACACUCCUUCAUCCUGGAGUUGGAGCAAGGCUCCCAGGAGGCUCUCAAACAACGUUCGGUUGGAAAAUUUGAUCGCCUGUCCCGUAAAGAACUUUACUCUAAAGAACGCAAAGAGAAGGAGCGCAGCCUGUCAGAUGAACGUGCCAAACUGAAACAAAAGCAGGAAAAGAAAUCUGAACAUUCGACAGAGGAAUCUCAGCAGAAGGAUGGCGUUAAAUUGGCAACUGAAGAAAAAGCUGAGAAGAAACCCAAGAUUAAAAGUGACAAGAAAAUGACAGGAAACUCAAAAGAAGGGAAGUCAUCUGAAGGUGUAGCUGAUGAGGGUCCUAAAGAGGCAAAGAAGGUUAAAGCACCAUCCACUGAGGCUGUGAAAGUAGAGAAAGACAAGGACAAACAGAAGGAAAAAAUGAAGGAAAAGGACAAAGACAGGAGCAAAGAAAGAGAAAAGGCAAAAGGAGAGAAAACCUCAGCAAAAAGUGAUUUCAAGCAGCUGCUUCGACCCGAGUCGGCCGGUUCUUCUGAGGAUCGGUCUGACAUGGAGCCUGGACCAGACGGCAGCAAGAAGAAGGAGAAACACUCCAAGGAUAUCCUGAAAAGAUCAAAGAGCUGCCCUGAGGAAAGGCAAGGAGAAAAGCCCAAAUCUACAACUGAAGGUAAAGAUAGUGAAAAGGACAAGAUUAAACUCGAUCAAGACAGCCAGAAGUCAAACAAGCCUAGCUCCGAGACAGACAAAGAUCCAAAAAGAGUCAAACCAACAGAGAAAGGAAAACUCUUGGAAAAAUCCAAAUCUAAAGUUGAAUCAAAGACUCCGUUAAAGACUGAUAAGAAAAUUCAAAGUUUAGAAGUCAAAAGUGCAUCGGGCGCAGCUACCAGCAAACCUGAGACAACAAAAGAUAGGAAAAAAGAGGGAACUGCAAAGGAACAACGGAAAACCUCUGAACAACCGUCACAUGAAAGAUCGGAAAAUAAGAGUGCAAAGAAAAAAGUGGAGAAGAAAGAUAAAGUCUCAGAAAAGAAAGCUGAUGCCCAAGAAGAGAAGAAAGCACCCGUAGAAGAAAACCUAGAAAACGUUGACAAAUCGGAAGCAAAGACUUUUGUUUCCGCCAUGAGUCUUGAGACUGAAGAGCCACUUAAGAAACAAUUUCUUCUCCCAGACACAAGCACAGACUCUGAGCCCGUCACCACCACCGUCACCACGUCGUUCUCAGACGACACCUGCGAUGCUUUAAGUGACAUCACCCCCGAACCACCUGAAGGAGAAACAGAGUCACGGCUCAGUGAUUUGCCCUCUGUGCCGGCUGAGGCCGAUGCUCUGCUGACUCUCAUGGAUGUUUGUACCUCGGCAGAGAUGAGGCUUCCAACAGAGCGCGUCCAAGAGGAGGUGACUGCGGAGAUGGCAUUUGAGGAAGCUGAUAUGAAAAUGAAAGAGGCAGCUCUGACUCUGCUCUCCAUGGAUCCGGACAGCACAAUGUCCUCCAGGUUGAUAAGUCAUUGUUCAAGGGAAGAACAAGAGGUGAAUCUGCCCGUCCCACAACCGAUGGAAAUGGCUGCAGCUAAGGAGGAAGAGCGGCCUUCCCCUGAAACUGAGGUCGCAGCCACUGAGAUGUCGUCGACUCCAUCUCAACAGACAGCUGAGUUCAUGGAGGAAACACCAAACAGUGCAGAAGAGUUGGAAGAGAAAGAAAUGGACAUGUCAAAUGUUGAAACCUCUCAGGCGGUUCCUCCACAGGGUGACAACACGACCUCUAAUGAUUGUCAGGCAUCAUCGAACGAGGAUGAAACUAACGCUGCUGAAAUGACUCCUGAUACACAGUCACAGGAUAAAAUGGCAUCACCAGCAAUUAAUAAAGAAGCUGCUGCUGAUGUUAUUGCGUCAGAAACAGAAGAAGUCAGAGAAAACAUGGCUUCUGUUGUUUGCGAUGCCUCUGAACAAGACUCUGAAAUGUGCAGUAAACAAGAUGAAAGUGAGCCGGAUCUUCCAGUCACAAACAUAAGCUUAGAGCAGGAUGACUCGGUGGAGUCGGUCACUGAGGAGAACCAGUCCGCGACGGCUGUAAAUGAGGAUGAAUCUGAGAAAAAGACACAGGAGGAAGACAGUGUUGCAGCUGAGAAAAGUGAUGUCCAGCCUAUGGAAACCAACGUUCCAGAGGUGUCGGAGGAGGAGGUCAGAGAAGGUGAAGCCGAGUGUCAGCCCAAACUUGUCAAACAAAUCAGUAACAUCUCCAGCACAGACAGCCAGGAAGAAGAGAAAGGAUCAGACCUGUCAGAAAAGGAAGAGAAGACGGAGGGAAGAGGAAGACGGAAAAGAAAACUGUCCACUCAGAAAGUUACAGCUGUGAAAGAAUCUGGUGACGAGAGAGAUGAAAACGAAAGUAUGGAGCAGUCGUCUGUCGAGGAGAAGGUUGUAGACGUGAAAACACCUCGCAGGGGAAGAUCAUCUAGAUUAACCGAGGAGACGGAGAAGGACCAUUCCAAGGAGCCUGAGAAGACUGAGGAGACACCGAGCCGCAGGAGACGACGUUCAGAAGCUGCAACCAAAGAAACCACUGCUGAUGAGAAGAAAGAUGAGGACAAUGCUGAUCAAACCUCUUCAGACAAACCAGCAGAGGAGGAAGAGAAAACUGAGGAAGAAAAUGCACCAGAGACCCAUGAAGAUUCAGAGAACUCCACUGACAUACGUAAAUCAGCAGUAAAGAGAAAAAUGUCAGAGGAAAUGGAGGAAACUGUUGAGGUGACCCAGGUCGAAAAAGAGACAGAGGAGGAAAACGGUCAGCAAGAAGAGGAAAUCAGUCAACAAGAGGAGGAAAUCAGUCAGCAAGAAGAGGAAAUCAGUCAGCAAGAGGAGGAAAAGGGUCAGCAAGAGGAGGAAAAGGGUCAGCAAGAAGAGGAAAUCAGUCAGCUAGAAGAGGAAAUCAGUCAGCAAGAGGAGGAAAAGGGUCAGCUAGAAGAGGAAAACAGUCAACAAGAGGAGGAAAUCUGUCAGCAAGAGGAGGAAAACGGUCAGCAGGCACAAACUGAGCAGCAGUCUGAAAAAGACAGUGGUGGUUCUCUGUCAUUGAGCCAGUCAGAGGAACAAGAGGAAGUUAAAGAGGAGAGCAGCAGUGAGAAGAAACCAGACGAUGCUGAGGAGGAGGAGGAGCAGCAGGAGGACCAGGACAUGACUCCAAAGAGAAAGAGAGGGCGGCCUUCAAAGGCAGCAGCAGCCACUGAUGAUUCAGAUAAAAAAGACAAAAAAGCUGAAGACAAAGAAAGUGAGCCAAAUGACGAAGAGGAGGAGGAGGAGGACGGAGAGGAAGGAAAAGGAACUGCGACCAGAGCGACCACGCGGUUAGCGUCACGCCUGGAGGCUGAAAGAAACAAGCCAAGUAAACCAUCCACCCGGGCAAGUCGACAGAGCGGUAAAGACGAGACCGCAGCUGGCACGCGCGGGACGAGGGGCCAGGCAGUGGCGGCGAAGGGGGGUCGUAAACGAGAGGCCAGCCCCCCUGCGGUGCGAACCCGGGGAGGACAGAAAUCGGAGGAGCCCCCGUCCAAGAGAGCUAAACGCUGAAACCUGCGACAGCAGCGGACAGUGUGUGUGUGUGUGUGUGUGUUUUUCCCUUCUUCUUCUACAUAUCCAAGUCAGUUUUGUUGUUGAGGGUUAGAGAAGCUUUGCAGUGAGUUAGCACGUAAAGCUGUUUGUGCUUCAUAGUUAAAAAAAAGCUCUGGAUAGUAUUAUACUCUCACUCUCUCUCCCUCUCUUCUGAUGGUGGAGUGUAAACCUGAGGAUCUGUGUAGAAAUCCCCCAGAAUACUUUCUACCGCACUACGCCCAUAUGGUUUGGAUCAGCCUUCGUCAUUCCUGCGUUUAUUCAGUAAAGCCCAGUAAACCAGAGUAUUUCGGGCCAAUCAAAGGCCUAAUGUGCAGCCCAGACCAGCUUUGAGAUGAAGAGGAUGAAUUGAAAUUGGCCGUCAAGUCAGUCAGAGACUUUAACGUCACCUUUAGUCAUUUUUUAUCGUUUUUGAUUCGCAAGUCCAAACAUGUUUAGAUGUAGAAAUCAUCGUGAAUCAUCCUGGAUUCAUUAUGAGUUUUAUUAUUUAAUAUUCAUUCUGUGAAUGAACAAAUUUUCCUUCCUUAUUUUUUAUGUUUUUUUUUUUUAUAUACGUAUACUGUUCCAGUGGGUUAAAGGUUUGUAUUUCUCUGUAAUAACAGUAGUGCUAGUCACUGAAAACACGAGCAGUUUCUGAAUAACUUGGGUCUUUUUUCAUGACAUAUUUACACCCACAGAUUUCUUUUUUACUCUUGUAGAAUUGAGUAGAUGUGCAGAAUAAUCCUGUCAGUGUAAAGACACUUCAUAAAUGUGAAUAUCUUUCCCCCCCACCCCCCGUUCUUUCAAGAAGGUAUAAAUCACUUUAGAUUCUUA
Messenger RNA from Solea senegalensis (Senegalese sole), 6192 nucleotides. It is a transcript of the gene bod1l1, whose product is annotated as biorientation of chromosomes in cell division 1-like 1. The record is from RefSeq and is a predicted model, not a curated record. NCBI's taxonomy places the organism in Eukaryota, Metazoa, Chordata, Actinopteri, Pleuronectiformes, Soleidae. The transcript is spliced from 31 exons. Bases 115 to 5340 code for a protein of 1741 amino acids.